CGGACGGACAGACUGCCCCCGCCGGAAUGGGGGGUGUGGCUGCUCCGCCGUGGUCCUCCGGGUGGGAGAGCGGCUCUGCGACCACCGGUGGCCAGAUCCCCUCUGCCCUCUGCUAGAGAUGCUCUUCCUGUCGGCUCCUGGGAAAGCUGGUGCUGCUGCUGCCUGAUUCCCGCCGACAGACCUUGGGACCGGGGCCGGCGCUGGCGGCUGGAGAUGGCGGACACGAGAUCCGUGCAUGAAACCAGGUUUGAGGCGGCGGUGAAGGUGAUCCAGAGUUUGCCGAAAAAUGGUUCAUUCCAGCCAACAAAUGAAAUGAUGCUCAAGUUCUAUAGCUUCUAUAAGCAGGCAACGGAAGGACCCUGUAAACUUUCAAGACCUGGAUUCUGGGAUCCCAUUGGAAGAUAUAAAUGGGAUGCUUGGAGUUCACUGGGUGACAUGACCAAAGAGGAAGCCAUGAUUGCGUACGUUGAAGAAAUGAAAAAGAUACUUGAAACCAUGCCGAUGACUGAGAAAGUAGAAGAAUUGCUGCAUGUCAUAGGUCCAUUUUAUGAAAUCGUGGAGGACAAAAAGAGUGGCAAGAGUCCUGAUUUAACCUCAGUCCGACUGGAGAAAAUCUCUAAAUAUUUAGAAGAUCUUGGUAAUGUUCUAACUUGUACUCCAAACGCCAAAACUGUUAAUGGUAAAGCCGAAAGCAGUGAUAGUGGAGCCGAGUCUGAGGAGGAAGAUGCUCAAGAAGUGAAAGGAGCAGAACAAACUGAUAAUGAUAAGAAAAUGAUAAAGAGAUCAGAUGAUAAAAGUGUGGAAAUCAUUGUCACCAAUGGCUAUGAUAAGGGCAACUCUGAUGAGGACACACAGAAUGACAGUCACGCCAGCUCUUCCCUGGGUGGCAGAAGCACUGAUGAAAUAAAACCCACAGGUCAGAACUUGGAGCACACUGGAAAAACUGCUCUCCGCACUCACCAAGGUAUAAAUGAUGAUCAUGUUGAAGAUGUUUCAGGAAUUCAGCAUUUGACAAGUGAUUCAGACAGUGAAGUGUACUGUGAUUCUAUGGAGCAAUUUGGACAAGAGGAGUCUUUAGACUGCUUUCCAUCAAACAAUGGACCAUUCCAAUAUUACCUGGGUGGUGAUGCCAGUAAGCCCUUGGAAGGUUCUGGUUUUCCUGAAGACGGUCAAGUAUCUCCUCCUAGACAUGGCAGCACUGGGAAUUUGCAUGUGGUGGCAGUUGAAGGAAAAGGUGAAGUAAAACAUGGAGGAGAAGAUGGCAGAAAUAACAGUGGAGCACCACACCGUGAAAAGCGAGGUGGAGAGAAUGAGGAAUUGUCUAACGUCAGAAGAGGGAGAGGGCAUCGAAUGCAACAUUUGAGUGAAGGAACCAAGGGUCGGCAAGUUGGGAGUGGAGGUGAUGGGGAACGCUGGGGCUCAGACAGAGGGUCGCGAGGCAGCCUCAAUGAGCAGAUUGCUCUAGUCCUCAUGAGGUUGCAGGAGGACAUGCAGAACGUCCUUCAGAGACUUCAUAAACUGGAAACACUAACCGCUUCACAGGCAAAAUUGUCAACAUUACAGACUAGUAGUCAACCUUCCUCACAGAGACCAUCCUGGUGGCCCUUUGAGAUGUCUCCUGGUGCAUUAACUUUUGCUAUCAUAUGGCCUUUCAUUGCCCAGUGGUUGGUGCAUUUAUAUUAUCAAAGAAGGAGAAGAAAACUGAACUGAAGAAAAUGGUAUUUUAUUCAAGAAGAUUACUGGGCCUGGAUGACCUCAGGAUGAAAUGGAUUGUGGUGUUCGCAAGAAAGCUCUUAGUUUGUGAUGAUUACAUUUCUUUCCAUUGUCUGGCAGUUUGGUUUGUGUACAUAUAUACAUACACAUAUUUUGCACUACACAAAUGACAUCGUUUUAAGGACUAAUAUUGCUGAUACUUGAAUAAUCAAUCUCAACUAGGUUAUAAGUAGCAUACAUAGAUUUACCCUACCCUUGAACUUGAAGGACAUUAAAUUAUUAAUUAUUGUUUGGUAACACAUUUACCUGAUUAUCUCCCAUAGAGAAUAUAAGCUGCUUUUCUAAGGUACAGAUAAUGAGAUCAGAUUUCUAAGUGGGUAUUUUAAAUUUUCUAAAUUAAUAUGAGGAAGAAUGCAAACCAGGAGUGAAUUUCAAAUGACAUUAAAGCAACUUUUACAUCUUAGUCACAGAAUUGCCAUGCUAAAUGGUAGGAAACUACUGGAAGGAUCUUCACUUUCACUUUGGGGACUGCCCAUUAUCUUUCGUGGGCAUUCACAGCUGUGAGUUUGGUGUUGAGGCAUCAUUAUUAAAAUCAGAGCCCUGUGUACUAAUAGAGCCCUCUGUAUUAUGCUUAGUUUUUACAAAUGAUUCACAGGACGGACAACACCUGCUGAAGGAAAUGAAGAAUGGGCUUCGUAUAGAUUUAAAAGGGUGUUCUGCACCUGCAGAUGAUUAAUAAGAUUUUUAUUGAAUCAUAUACAUUUAUUCUUUCAUAAUCAUUUUUUUCUUUAACUGAGGUAGGUUAUCUAGUGUCUGCUUCAUAGGGUGCUUUGAAAUAUAAAAUGAAAACUUAUUUAUACUCUUUUUACAAAGAUCAAAAGGAAACACAUGAAAAUCACUUUUCUGCAUCUGGUAAAACUAUAGAGAUUGGACUCUUACCUCUUUGUGCCUCAGUUUUUCCUUCGGGGUAUAAUAUUUGCCAUAUACCUACUUCAUGUGUACUGGAAGGACUUGCAAGCUAACAGGCCAUGUGCUUCCAUCUGAAUAAGGCAUGCCCAGCUAGUGGAAAUUUAAGUCCCUUCACCCCACAUCUCACAUUUAGAGCAAAAAGGUCUAAUUUAGACCCCUGAAGGUUUUGGGAAAUCAUUCUUCCUGUAUAUCUUGCAAAACCUCUUCUUUUAGGUGCAAUUUGUUCUUCAAAGAUUUUGUUGAUUUGAAGGCAAAUGUAGAAAAUAAUUUCUAAGCAUUCUUGAUAUGUAUGAUGAGUUUAGCCUCAUGUAGUUUUUUUGUUUUUGUUUU
Molecule: messenger RNA, 3012 nt
Organism: Tupaia belangeri chinensis (Chinese tree shrew)
Lineage: Eukaryota; Metazoa; Chordata; Mammalia; Scandentia; Tupaiidae
Gene: ACBD5
Product: acyl-CoA binding domain containing 5
Exons: 14
Coding region: 214-1710 (498 amino acids)
Biological process (GO): pexophagy; fatty acid metabolic process
Cellular component (GO): cytoplasm; peroxisome
Molecular function (GO): fatty-acyl-CoA binding
Source: RefSeq, a predicted model, not a curated record